Messenger RNA from Clonostachys byssicola, 816 nucleotides. NCBI's taxonomy places the organism in Eukaryota, Fungi, Ascomycota, Sordariomycetes, Hypocreales, Bionectriaceae. The record is from the annotation of a GenBank genome assembly.
AUGACCACAUCCUCUUCAUCUGUCCUUCAAAGGAAGGCUGUCAUUCUCUCUCAAUUUCUAUGCCGUCUUCAACAAGCCGUUGAAUCGCGUGAAGGCCAAGAUGCGCUUCUUCUAUUCAUGGGCGAGACAUCUCGCUUACUUGCGGUUUUGCUUGAGUUAUUGAAAGAGUCACUCUCUAAAAUUUCCCACAUCUCGCGGCUUUCUGCACAGUCGGCGUGGAUUAAGGCAGUUAGCCCUGGGAUGGCCAAAGCCGCUGGUCGUUUUCAAACCCUGGCGGGAUUUCUGGACGAGUGGCAGAUGAUCAAUCGAAUGUUUGGGUUGCUCGAUGUGCUUGUUGGGACUGGAAAGUUUCUUCGGGAAGUACGCAGGAGAAAAAAGGAAAACCUCGCCGUUGACCGCAAAGACAUCGCGCUGGAAGGCCUGCAGCACCUUUCAAUGAUCUUCUUCCACUUAAGCGAGGGGGCAGCAUGCUUGGCUUCAAAAAAUAUCCUAACUCUGCCACCCAAAAGACAAAACCAGCUGUCAUUUGCAGCCGUUAGAGCGUGGGCCGUAUUCACCUUUCUUGAUCUAGCCCGGGGCGUUAUAGAGUACAAAAGGAUGGCAAAACGAGGAGAUGCAACACCACCUAAGGAACAAGAAGAAGGAGGACAGGACAUGCAACAAUGGAGGAGCCAGUUUCUGAUCAACCUGGCGUGGGCUCCUGUGACGGUGCACUGGGGCGUCGAUGGAGGCCUGCUCCCUGAUUCGCUGGCCAGUCUUCUGGCAGUCUAUGCCACCAGCGGCAUAUUCAAAGACGUGUGGAAACGGACCAUCUAA